CCCAAUCACUAUACAAGUAGUGUCCAUCCUUCCCCCUCCCCUCCCUGGUACCCCCCAAACCUGGAGCAGAGCCAGCGGUCCCAGAAACUCAUUCAGACUUUAGUUCUCUUCUGGACAUCGACCGUUUCACAUCUCCUCUUCUGCAAGCUCGCGGGUUUUUGCUAGUUUCUGAAAAUGUCUCCUUGUAAGGACACUGCCACCCUUCUCUCAAUUCCGGAGGAUCGUUUGGAAGACACACCUUCUUCUCCUCCUGUUGGAACCUGGACUAUCCGUCCUAUAAACAUUCUUCCUUAUCCUCUCCGUGAUCCUUCUCUCAGAUUGAGACUCUCCUUGCUCCUCGUGAUUGCAUCCUUCUCCCUCAUCUCUAUCCUCUGUAUCUCCGUAGAGCUCGUAGUUCGACAUCUUCAACAGCUCAAUACAGAUGCUCCGACCCUAUUACAGCUGGAACUGGAUCAACAACAGCUAACACAGUUUGGACAACAGAUAGAGGAGCAGUUGCAACAGCAGCAACGACAACAACUGGGUCAGCAGUCUGAAUCCAGCCUACUGUUUAAUCUCAAGUUAGUAGAUGAGCCGGGAAGGAUUGUUCUACAGUUUGGACAAGAUGAGACUGCUGAUGUUGAUAUUCUAGAGCAGAGCAGGAGUUCUUUCAAAAACCUAGAGCAAAGUAGCAGCUCUUUAGAGAGCCUGGAGCAAAGCAGAAGCUCUAUAGAGAACCUGGAGCAGACAAAUCUGGUAGACUCCGUCCCAGUAAAUUCUUUUAGUGAUUCCAGUGAAACCAAUGAUGUUGAUGAGAUCAGUGAGGAUCUGCAGAAACUGUGGAGGAAUCGAAGAAUGAGCCGAUAAACUUAAUCGGGAGAGAGAAGGAGAAUACGGAGAAUUCAUUCAGACAGAAACCUUUAAACUUGAGCUUAAGACUGAAAAGUGAAUACACGAAAACUUCAUUAAUAUGUGUAAACGGUUUACAUACAUUCUGUAAAAAAUCUGCUGUAAAUAUUGUUAAAAUAAAUCUAGUUACGAUGUAUA
Molecule: messenger RNA, 1026 nt
Organism: Eurytemora carolleeae
Lineage: Eukaryota; Metazoa; Arthropoda; Copepoda; Calanoida; Temoridae
Exons: 2
Coding region: 175-846 (223 amino acids)
Source: RefSeq, a predicted model, not a curated record